This is a messenger RNA of Siniperca chuatsi (mandarin fish), 3350 nucleotides long. RefSeq names its product vac14 homolog (S. cerevisiae) (gene vac14). The record is from RefSeq and is a predicted model, not a curated record. The transcript has a single exon. Gene Ontology annotation, cellular component: PAS complex; endosome membrane. The coding region runs from base 157 to 2508 and encodes 783 amino acids. Gene Ontology annotation, biological process: positive regulation of kinase activity; phosphatidylinositol biosynthetic process. NCBI's taxonomy places the organism in Eukaryota, Metazoa, Chordata, Actinopteri, Centrarchiformes, Sinipercidae.
AUGUAAUCGGUCAGCUGCGUUGUAUCACAAGGUUUCCUGGUUCGCGAGUGAAACCGCUGUUUUUUUCCCUAAUAAGUGAUCAUAAAUGCAGACUGCCUUAUCACGUAUCGACGUGGAUUUCAGUAGACAGGAUCCGGUACAACCACAGCUACGAAUAUGAACACGGAGAAGGACUUUUCGCCUCUGACGCCCAACAUUGUCAGGGCUCUGAAUGAUAAACUGUACGAGAAGAGGAAAGUCGCAGCUCUAGAAAUCGAGAAACUGGUCCGGGAGUUUGUGGCUCAGAACAACUCCACUCAAAUCAGGCACGUGAUCCAGAUCCUGGCCUCGGAGUUUGCGCUUUCCCAGCAUCCCCACAGCCGGAAGGGGGGUCUCAUUGGACUGGCAGCUUGCUCAAUCGCCCUCGGCAAGGACUCAGGUCUGUAUCUGAAAGAGCUUAUUGAGCCAGUACUCACAUGUUUUAAUGACUCAGACAGCCGUUUGCGCUACUAUGCCUGUGAGGCCCUCUAUAAUAUAGUCAAGGUGGCCAGGGGAGCAGUGCUGCCCCACUUCAACCUGCUCUUUGAUGGUCUCAGCAAGCUUGCAGCAGAUCCAGACCCCAAUGUGAAAAGCGGAUCUGAACUCCUGGACAGACUACUGAAAGACAUUGUGACAGAAAGUAACAAGUUUGACUUAGUGGCGUUUGUCCCCCUGCUCAGAGAGAGAAUCUACUCCAAUAAUCAAUAUGCUCGGCAAUUCAUCAUCUCCUGGAUUCAUGUGCUGGAGUCUGUGCCAGACAUCAACCUGUUAGACUACCUCCCAGAGAUCCUUGAUGGGCUUUUCCAGAUCUUGGGAGACAACAGCAAGGAGAUCCGUAGGACGUGUGAGGUGGUGCUGGGAGAGUUUCUGAAGGAGAUUAAGAAGACACCCUCCAGCGUGAAAUUUGCUGAGAUGGCCAACAUCCUGGUCAUCCACUGCCAGGUUGCAGAUGAAACAAAACUAACAAAUGACCUGAUCCAGCUGACGGCUAUGACGUGGAUGAGAGAGUUUAUCCAGCUUGCAGGCAGAGUGAUGCUCCCCUACUCCUCGGGCAUCCUAACUGCAGUGCUGCCUUGCCUUUCGUACGAUGACAGAAAGAAGAAUACCAAAGAAGCAGCCAGUGCCUGUAAUCACAGUCUGAUGAAGCUGGUGACUCCUGAGGAUGAUGAGGAUGAGGAGAAAAGUGGAAGUACAGGGUCGCCGUCCAGGGAAGAUGGCCAGCCCAAGACGGAGGCAGACAGCAAUGAUAUGCUAAAUGCAUCACAAGAAUCUGUUGGUUUCAGUAAUAUCAGCUUCUUCACUCCAGCAAGUGCUGACAGGCCUCAUGUAACUCUGGACCUGGACAGUAUUGUUCAGGUGUUGGACAGGCACCUUCAUGACUCCUCCACUGGCAUGAUGACCCGCAUAGCUGUGCUCAAAUGGCUCUACCACCUCUACAUCAAGACACCACGCAAAAUGUUCUGCCACACAGACAGCCUGUUUCCCAUGCUGCUGAAAACACUGUCUGAUGAGUCUGAUGAGGUGAUACUGAAAGAUCUGGAGGUGUUAGCUGAGAUAGCAUCAUCUCCUGCCGGCCAAACAGACCAAGUCGUCUCCUGUGACAACACUGACAACAAACUGGAGAGUGUCAAGCCAGGACAACAGCCCAGCACAGGCUCCAAAGCAGUGGACUCAUCCCCGUCCACUCCCAGUAUGAACUCCUAUUUUUACAAGUUCAUGAUCAACCUGCUGAAACGCUUCAGUCUGGAGAGAAAGCUUCUGGAGAACAGAGGAGCUUUCAUCAUCAGGCAGCUCUGUCUGUUGCUUCAUGCAGAGAACAUCUUCCACUCCAUGGCUGACAUCUUGCUGAAGGAGGAGGACCUCAAAUUUGCCUCCACCAUGGUGCAAACACUCAACACCAUCCUGCUCACCUCGGCAGAGCUCUUCCAGUUACGCAACCAGCUGAAAGACCUGCGCACUCAGGAGAGCUGUGCUUUGUUUUGCUGCCUGUAUCGUUCCUGGUGCCACAGCCCUGUGGCCACUGUGUCGCUCUGUUUCCUCACGCAGAACUACAAACACGCCUAUGAUCUCAUCCAGAAGUUUGGAAAUCUGGAGGUGACAGUAGACUUCCUGAUGGAGGUUGACAAGCUGGUACAGCUCAUUGAAAGCCCCAUUUUCACCUAUCUGCGCCUGCAGCUCCUAGAUGUGGAGAACAACCCUUACCUGAUAAAGGCACUGUAUGGCCUGCUGAUGCUGCUGCCACAGAGCCAGGCCUUCCAGCUGCUCUCCCACCGCUUGCGGUGUGUCCCCAACCCAGAGCUCAUGAGGACUGUGGAUGAAUCCAAGUAUAUGGACUCUAAACAGCUAGUAGUCUCCAAACGUGCCUCUCACACUCAGGUGGAUUACAAUGAGCUGCUCCAGCAUUUUGACCGUGUUCAGAGCAAACACCUGGAAGUCCGACAUCAACGCUCUGGACGUGCCUCUGAUCACCCCGACAGGAAGCUCAUGUGAAGUCAUUGUGCCAUCGUGACCUCUGGCCCGAGGUGCUGUUUAAGCCAAAAAGUAUUAAGUAUGAUUAAAAACUGUCUUAUCAGAGAAGCACUGGGUAUACAUAGUCAAAAAGCAGCCGAUAUGUUUGUACAUUUCUUUGCAAAUAAUGAGGAUAAUGUCAUAAUAAUGUUAUAAGACACAAAACAUUUUUAACAGAAAACAGAUUUAAUACUCUUCAGACUAUACACGGACAAAUUGAUAGUUACUGCUUUCUGUGAAGAUCUGAAGAAUGUACAUAAAAUCUCAUAAAUCAUGUAUUGUGGUGGUAAUAAAAUGGCCAUAUCCCAAGUUUCCAUCAUGCCCUGUCAGCAGCUGAAAUUUUCUCCAGCUAAAUGUAAUGUUCACUGUGUUUCAAGUGAAUCUGAAUCUCUAUUUCAGUGUUAAAUAGCACACUUGUGUUAUUUAAUGUCCAUGUGAACCACAGUAUUUUCAUGGUGUAUCCAGUAUGAUUAGAGUUCAGGGUUGCCUUAAUCUCUUGUCAGCCAGAAAAUAAAUCUCACAUGUAGAGUAUUAACCCAGCUCAAUUGAGAGUUUAAACUUUGGAAGCCAUGGAUGACUGAAAUCUGCAUAAAUUCUGGGUAGGCCCAUGUUGUCACACCUCUUGACAUUUCUUUGUUAGUGCAACUAAUCCGAAACUUUACCAUACCCUACUACAGCUUUUAAUUCCAUUUCCUUCUUAUAUAUUCUUCAGCUAAUAUAUAUUUCUCUUUGUACAGUGUCUGUUUGUCUUGCAUUCUUAAAAAGAUUCACACUUUGUCAUUAUUAUGUGAAAAUCAAUAAAGUGGACCAUGUGAUUAAAAACA